AUGCCAAACUACGAAAAGGUUGAAUUUCAAACCUUGGAUGGGCUCACUCUACGAGGUCGUCUGUUCCGUGCAGAAGGUGCAGGAGGCAAUCGGACGGCGGCCGUUGUCAUAACUCCGCCUUAUGUUAUCGUGCAAGAUGUCAUGGUCUCCGAUAUUGCUGUGUACUUCUCACAGCAGGGGAUCACAGCCCUGACCUAUGACACGCGUAGCUUCGGAGAAAGUGACGGCCAACCACGCUGUGAGCUGGAUUUGUCUAAACAGGUCGAUGACUAUAGCGAUGCUUUUACCUUCCUGGCUUCGCUACCCUCUGUUGAUCCCUCCAAGAUUGGAUUUUGGGGGAUUUCAUUCUGUGCCACGGUGGCUUUAAAUGCAGCCGCACUGGAUAGGCGUUCCCGAUUUGUGAUCAGUGUUGGUCCCAUAGUUAAGGCCUCCGAUGAAAAUCCAUACCCGAUCGACAAAGUUCAUCGAGUAUUGACUAAAGCACUUCGGGACCGAGAGUCUCAGCUCCGAGGCAACACUCCAUUUUAUGUCGAGUCAACAUGCGAAGAUGGAUCAAACCCCACGGGUUUCGGGCCCGAACUAGGCAUCGAAGCCUAUGAACUGGUACAAAGAAUUGCCGCCAGUGGCAUUGCGCCAAACUUUUCAACACAGCUUACGCUACAGAGUUUUGCAAAGAUACUGCGUUGGCAUCCGAUGCAAGAUAUUAAGUGGUUGGGGGAAACACCGAUGAUGUUGAUGAUACCUGGAGAUGACACCGUUAGUCUCCCGGAAGAGCAAAUGCGACUUUUUGAUAUGAUCACAGGUCCGAAGAGAGUGGAGGUGGCCGCUGGCAAGAGUCAUUUCAACGUGCUCGCUAGUGAAGGUUUCGAAGGACUUAUGGAUAUGCAGGUGGAGUUCAUCAAGCAGACACUGGGUUUGAGUAGUUAA
Messenger RNA from Penicillium crustosum, 927 nucleotides. RefSeq names its product acetyltransferase fmaC (gene fma-AT). Bases 1 to 927 code for a protein of 308 amino acids. The record is from RefSeq and is a predicted model, not a curated record. The transcript is spliced from 2 exons. Lineage: Eukaryota; Fungi; Ascomycota; Eurotiomycetes; Eurotiales; Aspergillaceae.